Molecule: messenger RNA, 1812 nt
Organism: Diaporthe amygdali
Lineage: Eukaryota; Fungi; Ascomycota; Sordariomycetes; Diaporthales; Diaporthaceae
Product: carboxypeptidase s
Exons: 2
Coding region: 1-1812 (603 amino acids)
Cellular component (GO): fungal-type vacuole lumen
Molecular function (GO): metallocarboxypeptidase activity
Source: RefSeq, a predicted model, not a curated record
AUGAUCCUUGCCGAUCUUUUGCCGCUGCCCGUCCCCACCUUUUCUGCCGACUCCAACACCACAGCUGCCGGACGGUUGACGUCCGAAAAGCUGCCAUUGAUGCAGGACGAUUACCCAACACCGCCGCCUGCGACGAGGUGCACGCGCUCUAGAUGGAUCGCCGUCCCCGCGUUGGCUCUCCUCGGGUUAUGCUGGACCAACAGCCUGCCUUCUGCCAUCUUUGGGGAUCAGGGCCCCGUCUCGCGCCCUGGCCAUGCACAGCAAUGCCGCCAGGUUGACCCUCUCUUCCCCGGCAAGGGCUCCUCCUCUCUGGCCUCGAUGGACGAGUACCUCGCGUCUUCUCAGUUCUUCAACGCCAGCACUAUCCGCAUGUCCAAUGCCAUCCAGAUAGCCACCCAGUCCUACGAUAACAUGGGACCAGUUGGCGAGGACGAGCGGUGGGAAGUCUUCCCGCCCUUUGCGGCGUACCUGGAGAAGACCUUCCCACUCGUCCACAGCACCCUGGAGCUUGAGAAGGUCAACUCCCACGGCCUGCUGUUCACCUGGAAGGGCUCCAACGCGGAGCUGAAGCCGACUGUGCUUAUGGCCCAUCAAGAUGUCGUGCCAGUUGAAAAGUCCACCGUCGAGCAGUGGACUCACCCGCCGUUCAGCGGCGAGUUUGACGGCAAAUAUGUCUGGGGCCGUGGCGCUGCGGACGAUAAGAGUAGCUUGAUCGGCAUCCUGGAGGCCAUCGAGCAGCUUAUUGACGCGGGCUUCGAGCCCAAGAGGACAGUGGUCCUGUCUUUCGGCUUCGAUGAAGAGAUCUCGGGUUACCAGGGCGCUGGUCACUUGGCCGAGUUUCUCAUCGACCGCUAUGGCAAGGACGGCGCGUCUAUCAUUGUCGACGAGGGCUCAGGCCUGACCAAGCAGUGGGGCACCGUCUUUGCCCUUCCUGGUGUUGCUGAGAAGGGCUACAUCGAUGUUGAUGUCAUUGUGCGGAUGCCUGGCGGCCACUCGUCCGUCCCGCCCAAGCACAACGGCAUUGGUGUCACCGGCGAACUGAUUACCCUGAUCGAGGCUGGCCAGUACGAGCCUCGACUCUACGAGGAGAACCCAUACUUGGGUCUCCUUCAGUGUGGUGCGACAUACGCACCGGAGUUCCCGCCCAAGGUGAAGAAGGAGCUGCAAAAGCGCAACAAGAAGGGCCUUGCAUCGUGCCACAAAAAGGACAAGCUAGCUCUGGAGGCAGCCAAGGGCGGUGAUGAGAUCAAGUACCUGUUUACCACCUCUGUCGCACCAGAUCUCAUUAGUGGAGGUGCCAAGGUCAACGCCCUGCCCGAACGCACCGUCCUGACCGUCAAUCACCGUGUCAACGUCGGCGAGCGCACUUCAGACGUCAAGGAACGCCUCACGGGAAUUGCAGCCCAGGUUGCCAAGAAGUACAACCUGACCCUCCACGCCUUCACCGACGAGCCCGAGAUCCCGCGCUCCAUCACACUCAAGACCGGCCACCUCCUAGAGCCUGCUCCAGUCUCACCGACAGAUAUCCUGGAUGACCAGCUCACACCAUACUCGAUUCUCUCGGGCACUACACGCGCUCUCUACGGCGAGGAUGUCGUUGUCUCGGCUGGUUUGAUGACCGGAAACACGGACACCAAGUUUUAUUGGGACCUCACCAAGCACAUUUUCAGGUACAACCCCGGCUUCGACCCGGAGCAGAACUUUAUGGAUGGCAUCCAUACUGUGGACGAGAAGAUGAGCAUGAAGGGUCAUGUCAGCGGUGUGAAGUGGUACAGUCUAUUUGUCAGAAAUAUGGACGAGGCCGAUCUGUAA